UGAUGAUUUGAGACAUUUUAGUAUUUCGCCAGACGUUGCGGUGAGCGGUAAUGGAACGAACGAAACGGAUAAAAUCCCGGACCGAAACAACAGGCCGCCAAUACUGACAGUUGAAAGUAAUUGGAGCCCCAAUCACUGAAUGUUGAAGCAUUAAUAGCAACUGUAAAACACCUGUCAAGUGCGAUAAUAGCGGGUCAUCGUGUGGCAAGCAGAGCAAAUGUGAAGUGAAAUAAUUAUAUUUUGAGAUUCCAUUCACAUACAAACACCACGCUCUCCUCAGGUCUUCAAGAGCAGGGCCUUUGAUGUCUGACUGAACAGAUACGCCCUAUAUACGACGCAUCGCAUGACUCUGGAGCAGCGGCCAAGUGACUUAUUAUUGAACAAGUAUCAAGAUAUCUACAAGAGAUAUUUUCUGGGUAAGGGAUAAAAUGUCACAUUCAGCAUCUGGACCGGCAACAGACGUAUUGGACUUUGAUGAAAUACUCAAUCAAAUUGGGGAAUUCGGACGCUAUCAGCGGCGGAACUAUCUGCUUAUCUGUCUCCCGGUUCUCUUCGCCGCUGCAAACAGUCUGUCGUAUGUGUUCACGGCUGGCACGCCCACCUAUCGCUGCUACGUACCUGGGUGUGACAGCAUCGAGGCGCCAGACUACCAAGCCGACUGGGUGCCCAUAGCGGUGCCUGGUACUUGGAACAAGAAGGGCUCCUUUAAGCCAGCCAUCUGUGAACGAUAUGUGGCCAAUGAGACGAGUACUUUCAGCUGGGAGUCUCUGCAAGCGGAACAAUGCACGGCCGCUAACUUCACACAGGAGAAGGAACGUUGCCUGCAGUUCGUGUACGGUAGCCAGGAGCGAACCAUUUUGCAGGAGUGGCAGCUGAUGUGCGAAGAGAAUGCCUGGAAGCUGGCAUUUGUGGGAACGACACAUUUUGCGGGUCUGGUGAUCGGUACCGCGUUAUUCGGUUACCUUGCCGAUCGAUUUGGACGCAAGCGCAUAUUCCUGUUCUGCAUCCUUUUCAUGGCUGUGACUGGAAUAGCGCAGGCCCUGGCAUGGGAUUACAUCAGUUUUCUGAGCUUUGCCCUGCUAAAUGCCGUUGGCACCUCCGGCGUGUAUCCGCUGGCCUUCAUCAUUGGCGUGGAGAUGGUGGGUCCGAGGAAGCGGGAGAUGUCCUCCAUUGUGCUCAACUACUUCUAUGCGGUGGGCGAGGCCCUGUUGGGGCUGUCCAUGUUCCUUUCCGAUUGGCGGCAGUUGCAGCUGGUCCUUUCCAUACCACCGCUGAUAUUUUUGGGGUACUUUUGGAUUGUGCCGGAGUCGGUGAGAUGGCUGCUGGCUCGCAACCAGCGGGAGAAGGCUGGCGUGAUUAUUCGGAGAGCGGCGGAGGUCAAUCGCCGGGAUAUUUCCAUCGAGUUGCUGGCCAGUUUCAAGCAGCAGGAACUGGACAUGGAAAGUACCGCCUCCGAUCAGAAGGAGAAACAGGAAAAUAGCCAAAUUUGGCUGGCCGUCAAGGAGGUGUUUGCAUCUCAUAUUCUGAUCGUUCGCUAUGCGAACAUGCUCUUCAUUUGGGCCGUCAAUGCCAUCGUCUACUACGGACUCUCCUUGAACUCGACCAGUUUGAGUGGCAACAAGUAUCUCAACUUUACCCUGGUCUGCCUUGUGGAAAUCCCCGGCUACAGCUUGGCGUGGCUGUGCCUGCGGAAGCUUGGCAGACGCCUGGCUCUGUCUGGAUCCCUGCUGCUCUGUGCGGUCACAUGUGUGGCCAGCGGCUAUUUGACUAUGAGGGCCAACUGGUUAAUUGUGUCGCUCUUUCUCAUUGGAAAGCUUGGCAUUACGUCCUCGUUCGCCGUCAUCUAUACGUACACCGCGGAAAUGAUGCCAACGGUCAUACGUAGUGGAGGCGUUGGCGUCAUGUCCACCUUUGCUCGCUGUGGAGCCAUGCUGGCUCCCUUUGUGCCGCUGCUGGGAUCAUACUACGAGCCCCUUCCGCUGCUGCUCUUUGGAGCCGUCUCGCUGAUGGCUGGUCUCCUCUCGCUGCUGCUGCCGGAAACCUUUCACAUGAAGCUGCCCGAUACGGUGGAAGAGGCCAUCGCUUUGGGCAAAUAAUAAAGGCAGGCAGUUGUUGUAGGAGCCAUUCCUGCGUAUACAAUCUCUCAUCAAUUAGACUUAAAUUAUAUAAUUUGAUUAAUCUUAGGACUGUACACGUUAGUAAACGUUUGCACACCUCGUAUGUAACAAGUAACAAGUGUCUCCAAUCUCCUGCUUCUUAUGUAUUAAUC
Drosophila obscura is the source of this 2269-nucleotide messenger RNA. RefSeq names its product organic cation transporter protein. Gene Ontology annotation, biological process: transmembrane transport. Gene Ontology annotation, molecular function: transmembrane transporter activity. The record is from RefSeq and is a predicted model, not a curated record. The transcript has 8 exons. NCBI's taxonomy places the organism in Eukaryota, Metazoa, Arthropoda, Insecta, Diptera, Drosophilidae. Bases 429 to 2096 code for a protein of 555 amino acids.